Vigna radiata var. radiata (mung bean) is the source of this 2154-nucleotide messenger RNA. RefSeq names its product glutamate--glyoxylate aminotransferase 2. The coding region runs from base 501 to 1946 and encodes 481 amino acids. Gene Ontology annotation, molecular function: L-alanine:2-oxoglutarate transaminase activity; glycine:2-oxoglutarate transaminase activity; pyridoxal phosphate binding. NCBI's taxonomy places the organism in Eukaryota, Viridiplantae, Streptophyta, Magnoliopsida, Fabales, Fabaceae. The transcript is spliced from 14 exons. The record is from RefSeq and is a predicted model, not a curated record. Gene Ontology annotation, biological process: photorespiration; biosynthetic process.
GGAAGAAGAGAAGUAGAAUUGCGAAUAUGCCACGUAUCCAAAGAGCAAAACGAAACCAACAAGAACCACUCCCCAAUAGACAAUGACACACACACAUCUUCCAAUCCAACACAAGCAGAUGCCAAAGGCCAGAACCCUGUUAUCUGCGUAGAGACCCUUGUAGUAUAAAGCUUGGCCACAAUUCAAGCACGACCAUUAUCCCUUUGGGUUUAAUAUAGUCAUCUCAAUCUCGAUAAUCCGUUUCCACUUUUUCAGUGGCUCUGGUGCUGCCAUUGCGUUCCACCAACCGCUACUGCCACACAAAUACGCUUCACUACAGACAAAUAAAACUCACACUCCUUUGUCUCAUAUAACUUUCCAAACUAAAACUACUCCGUGUUUACCUCACACAGCCACUUCUUCAAUCAAGCGAAGGUCGUCGCUUGACUCCACUGCCACUGAUCCACCAGACACCCUUUAACCCAAUUCCAUAGUGAUAUCUGUAAGCUUUCUGCUUCACCAUGCCACCAAAGCCCUUAGACUACGGGUCAAUAAAUGAAAACGUGAAGAAGAGCCAAUAUGCUGUCAGAGGUGAAUUAUACCUUCGGGCUUCCGAGCUUCAGAAAGAGGGCAAAAAGAUUAUAUUUACUAAUGUUGGCAACCCACAUGCUUUGGGACAGAGACCACUGACUUUCCCUCGCCAGGUUGUUGCUUUGUGCCAAGCCCCAUUCCUGCUUGAUGAUCCAAAUGUUGGACUGCUAUUCCCUGCUGAUGCAAUUGCAAGAGCUAAACACUAUCUCUCAUUGACCUCGGGUGGUCUAGGUGCUUAUAGUGACUCACGAGGUCUUCCGGGAGUAAGGAAGGAAAUAGCAGAGUUCAUACUCAAGCGUGAUGGGUAUCCAAGUGAUCCAGAGCUCAUAUAUCUCACUGAUGGUGCCAGCAAGGGGGUGAUGCAGAUAUUAAAUACUAUCAUCAGAGGUCAAGACGAUGGGAUUUUGGUUCCAGUCCCACAAUACCCUCUCUACUCAGCAACAAUUGCUCUGCUUGGUGGUACCCUUGUUCCAUACUACCUUGAAGAGACAGCAAAUUGGGGUCUUGAUGUUAAUGACCUUCGUCAAUCAGUUGAACAAGCUCGCUUUAGAGGAAUAACUGUUAAAGCAAUGGUCAUCAUAAAUCCUGGAAAUCCUACCGGUCAGUGCCUUAGUGAAGCUAAUCUAAAAGAGAUUUUGCAAUUCUGUUAUCAAGAAAAUUUAGCCUUGCUUGGAGAUGAGGUUUACCAGCAGAAUAUAUAUCAGGAUGAACGACCCUUCAUUAGUUCUAAAAAGGUUUUGAAUGACUUGGGACCGCCUAUAAGCAAGGAAGUCCAGCUUAUUUCUUUUCACUCUGUAUCAAAAGGUUAUUAUGGUGAAUGUGGACAGAGGGGUGGAUAUUUUGAAAUGACUAACAUUCCCCCAGAGACAGUUGAUGAGAUCUACAAGGUUGCGUCAAUAUCACUUAGUCCGAAUGUUCCAGCACAAAUAUUUAUGGGAGUUAUGAUCAAUCCACUUAAACCUGGAGAUAUUUCUUAUGACCAGUUUGUUAGGGAGAGCAAUGGAAUACUUGAAUCACUGAGAAGAAGAGCAAGGAUAAUGACUGAUGGAUUCAACAGUUGCAGAAAUGUGGUUUGUAAUUUUACUGAAGGUGCUAUGUACUCUUUCCCUCAAAUACGCUUGCCACCUAGAGCUAUAGAUGCUGCUAAACAGGCUGGAAAGGUUGCAGAUGUUUUCUACUGCCUUAAGCUUUUGGAAGCUACUGGCAUAUCCACGGUCCCUGGUUCAGGAUUUGGACAGAAAGAAGGGGUUUUCCAUUUGAGGACAACUAUUUUACCAGCUGAGGAAGACAUGCCUGCUAUUAUGGAUAGUUUCAAGAAGUUCAAUGAUGAAUUCAUGGAGCAAUACGAAGACAAUAGAGGUUAUUCAAGGUUGUAAGAAAACCAGCCUGAAAGUUGCAUUAUACUCGUGCGAAAGCACUUCAAUCCAUCUCUUAAAGAAAAACAUAACCUCGUUUCUAGUAUUUGUCCUUCCUUAAACCUUUGAUUUUCUUUUCUAUCAUGUCUGAACUGACAAUAUUUCAGCUGUAUAUUUAAUAUACCUUUGUUACUUGUGGCAUGACAAUCUAACUAUAUAUGCUUCACCA